Linum tenue is the source of this 1215-nucleotide messenger RNA. Lineage: Eukaryota; Viridiplantae; Streptophyta; Magnoliopsida; Malpighiales; Linaceae. The record is from the annotation of a GenBank genome assembly.
CAAUCACUCACAUACAAUGAGUUGAGUUAUUUACGGAUAGAUCAAUAUUAAAUCGCGAAGCAAGACACUAGUUUUGAGUUUUGACAACCUUAGUAGAGAAGGCAAUGUGUGGAACGGACUACGAGAGGAUGAAGAUAGGGAUGAAUUCCAUUGGUGGUGGAAGUUAUUCCAGCCCACUCAAAAGAAAUCUAGAAAACCAGAAGAAAGAUUUGCAGCCCACAGUCCGACGUGGCAUUUUCCUCACCGCCUGGCCAAAAAGAACUCCACCAAUCGGUAAAAUCGUGUUCUUCUUCUCCGAGAAACCAAACUCUUCCUCCCUAAUUCUUCAUCCACCAUCAAUGGCGGCAGUGACUGCACCACCAUCUUCCGCCGCUUAUUUCCGAGGAAGCAAGCCAACCGAACAAUUCUUAUCCAUAGCAUCCACCAAGCUCCGCUCCCCUCACCAGUCAUGCUCCACCAGAAGAUCCCUCUCAAUCGUCGCCAUGGCACCGCAGAAGAAGGUGAACAAGAUCGACGGCGGGUGGAAGAAGCAGUGGUACGGCGCCGGGAUAUUCUACGAGAGCGGCGAGGAGCUGGAGGUGGACGUGUUCAAGAAGCUGGAGAAGCGGAAGGUUCUGAGCAACGUCGAGAAGGCUGGCUUGCUCUCCAAGGCCGAGGAGCUGGGAGUCACGCUGUCGUCGAUCGAGAAGCUGGGGUUGUUCUCCAAAGCAGAGGAGCUGGGGCUGCUCAGCCUGUUGGAGAAGGUAGCCACCGUUUCGCCGGCUGCACUCGCGUCCGCUGCGCUGCCGGCGGCUGUGGCGGCGCUUGCGGCGGUGGUGAUAAUACCGGAUGAUUCGGCCGGACUGGUGGCCGUCCAAGCUGUGGUCGCCGGGACACUAGGAGUCGGCGCCGCUGGGCUGUUUGUGGGGUCGAUUUUGCUCGAAGGAUUGCAGGAAGCUGAUUGAAAUUUGCAAAAUUUUAGUGUUUGUGUUAUUCGUUGGAGAUUUAAUUUGUCGGUUUUGUAUCGUACGAAUAAUUUGAAUUGUGAAUGGAACGAUUGCUAAAAAAUAGAACCAGAAAGAUCGGGAUCGCUCCGUACGACGGCGAACCUGCCGGAAGGCAGAAUAAAAAAAAUCCUAAAAAAUAAAAAAAAUCCUAAAAAAUGGAGAUGCGGGGUAUCGAUCCCCGUACCUCUCGCAUGCUAAGCGAGCGCUCUACCAUCUGAGCUACAUCCCC